Molecule: messenger RNA, 936 nt
Organism: Manihot esculenta (cassava)
Lineage: Eukaryota; Viridiplantae; Streptophyta; Magnoliopsida; Malpighiales; Euphorbiaceae
Product: elicitor-responsive protein 3
Exons: 5
Coding region: 286-735 (149 amino acids)
Source: RefSeq, a predicted model, not a curated record
AAAUUUCCUUUUGACCGUUGAUAUGAUGAAUAAAAAACAUUUCUGCCAUUUUUUUUAGCUAGUAGGCUAUUUCCUUGUCUUGGAAACUUCAAAUAAAAAUAUUUAAACCACAAAUUGCCCUAUAAAUAAUAAACAUUGUUCUCCUCCUCGUUGAUCAUUACUCUUCUUUUUUACUUUUAUAAGAUACCCAAAAGCGAGAUCCAAUAAAAUUCUCAUCUUUACCUCAGUUCCUCUAAAUUUUAAGGCAUUUCUUUGGGAUCCAUCUCUCUCAAUUGUGGUCCAAAUAUGCCUCACGGAACUCUUGAAGUCCUUCUUGUUGGUGCUAAGGGUCUUGAAAACACCGAUUUUCUCAAUAACAUGGACCCUUAUGUCGUCCUCACUUGUCGUAGCCAGGAGCAGAAAAGCAGUGUUGCUUCAGGGAAAGGGAGUGAACCAGAAUGGAAUGAGAAUUUCGUAUUUACGAUAACAGAUGGUGUCACAGAACUCACAUUGAAAAUCUUGGACAGUGAUUUUGGUACUGCAGAUGAUUUUGUUGGAAAAGCAACCAUUCCACUUGAGCCAUUGUUUAUGGAAGGAAAACUCCCACCAACGGCAUACAAUGUCAUCAAAGAUCAAGAGUACAAGGGAGAGAUUAGAGUGGGCCUCACCUUCACCCCUCAGGAAAACUGUAACCAUGGUCACGAGGCGGAGGAGGAAAGCUUUGGAGGAUGGAAACAGUCUUCAGUAGCUUUCUAAUAAGCACCUUGGUUUGGAAACGGCAAGGAUUAAACUUUUUGGCCAGUUUGGAAAUGGCAAAGUCUCUGAUUUAAUGUCGAAUGUGUUGCGAGGACUUGUUUUCAUGAUGUAAUGUCAAUGUGUUUUAAGAAUAUUUUGGUGUUGAUUGACUUGGAUUUGCGCUUCGCAUAAUAAUAGUAAUCCGUUUCCCAUUUGCCCCCA